This is a messenger RNA of Somion occarium, 1842 nucleotides long. Lineage: Eukaryota; Fungi; Basidiomycota; Agaricomycetes; Polyporales; Cerrenaceae. The record is from the annotation of a GenBank genome assembly.
ACUCGGCAUCUUUUCCUCCAACAAAUACCUGUCGUUGCCGCUUCUUGUCUUGCUUCUUCCCCUUCAUCACAGGUAUCCCAUUUUUAUAGCGAGAUGCGUGAAGUGCAAACGCGACUGCUUUAAAGCAAGGAUUCAAUAACCUCGAAUGCCAUAUCGGGAGCUUACAUAAGCGAAGCCAUUGAGUACGCGUGAAUACGCGCCCAAGUACGGUACCGCCAUCCUGGCUGCACGAUCGUGUUCCUCUGCUAUCCUCUCCUUGUUUCUUUGAAUCAUACACCCGUAGUGCUCAAACACACAAUCAUUCACAACGCACUUACCGCCUGAGGAUGAAUCAGCCAGGAUCUUCUACCGCCACUGGAACAGCCACCACAGAUGUUACGACGUUAGAUCAAAUAUACCAAGAGAUCCUCACGUCUACAGAUCCUGCUGCUUUGAGAGACAAACUGCAGAGUGCUGCGCGAAAUGAGAAAGAGGUCAUCCUCUCUAGACCUCUGUCAAAUGGCCAAGAUCCAUUAGCGAUAUUGGAUCCUGAGACUCAUACCUUGGGCUGUCUCUAUAUCUUAUGUGCGAGACUUGCGCCGAACGCUACAUAUCCGCCAUCGUUGGUAGUUAUUGAAGAAUUCUGCAAACGAUUCACUCCUGAGCAUGCUCGUCUGGCUCCCGACCGCAUGACCGCUUUGGCGAAGGGUAUCACGCGAGUAGCACUUUCGUCGAACAACCUGAAAUAUGCCCUAUCCCCUCUGUAUUAUCUCGUCACGCGGUAUCCUCCAAAUCUCUCAAUCCUCACCACAUUACACUCUCACUACCUCACCACCUGCGUUACUCUCAGACACUUUACUGCCGCUCUCCCCAUCUUAUCAGUUCCAAUCACGAACGUGGACUUGAGGAUAUCCGAUCUGACGUACAACGACAACUUGGUGUAUCACUAUGCCGGCGGUGUUGCUUUGGCGGCACUGAAACGAUGGCAUGAGGCUGAAGAGUUCUUUGAGAUUUGUGCUACUGCGCCUGGGACGGCCCCGGCAGCAAUACAGUAUGAGGCAUUGAAGAAGUUGACGCUUGUUCAGCUGAUUUUGUAUGGCAAGACGAAACAGACUCCAAAAUAUACCCAUGCAAUAUUGACUCGACUGUUGAAGAGCUCUCCGUAUGGAAAUCUUGCCCGAGCAUACCCACUACCUACCGACCAGCUAACCAAACAAAUUCAAAAGGAUGCCGAGGUUUUCAACACUGAAAAGAAUUGGGGCCUUGUACAACAAGUCAUCGACCAUGCACCUCGAUGGCUGAUUCACAAACUCACAUCCACAUAUCUCACGCUCGGCUUGGCCGAUAUUGCCAGGGAGAUCGGGAGUGCAAGUCAAGAUGAAGUUCGUGCCACGAUCGUCAGUAUGAUCGAAACAGGAGAUAUCAAUGCGAGUAUCUCCGUUGACGGGACAGUCACGUUCUCGGACCCAGUCUUCAACGUCACGAAGAGUGAUAUUGAUAGUGCGCUUCAUCAUGCACAAGCUCAAAGUCGUCUACUGCUUGACUUGGAGAGAACCCUCACGUCGAGUAAAGAGUACCUGGCCAAGGCACUGAAGCAUAAAGACAAUGACGGAUGGGGACCCGACGAUGACAAUGAUGGUCUGGGCGGUCCUCCAUCGUCGUUUGCCUGGGGGGAUUAUCUCUAAGUUCAUAAGGUGGCAUCUACACAUUCCGAGUCGUCAUUCAUUGUAUUGCUAUCAUUGUUGUAUUCAAGUGGUCAGGCUUUCAAGUCUAACCACGUCACAUUAUCAUCCCUGCUAGACGCUUCUUUGUUCUUAUUGUCAUCACCCACGGAACUACAUGCAAGUUGCUUGAAGGAAUCCA